This is a messenger RNA of Drosophila willistoni, 958 nucleotides long. RefSeq names its product circadian clock-controlled protein daywake. The coding region runs from base 35 to 835 and encodes 266 amino acids. The record is from RefSeq and is a predicted model, not a curated record. Lineage: Eukaryota; Metazoa; Arthropoda; Insecta; Diptera; Drosophilidae. The transcript is spliced from 3 exons.
UGGCAAAUACUUCUAGAUCGGUAAAAAAAAAAAAAUGUGGAAAAUAUUAUUUGCGGUCCUAAGUGUAGAGUUUAUUUAUUUUAAUGUAUGCCAAAGUCAGAGUUUAACUAAAGAUAUCAAGAAAUGCCAUUUUGGAGAUACAACAUGUCUGAUAAAGACAAUUAAUGAUAUUAUACAAAAAUAUCCAAGGGGAAUACCCGCAUUGGGAAUGAAACCAAUCAAUGUUGUCGAUAUAAAUAAUACGGAACUCUUGAAUCAAGCUGAUAUUGGUGGAAUUAAAUUUGAAUUUAAAAUGUACGAUCAGGUUAACUAUGGUUUCGAAAAUACGACAAUAACGAAUUUAAUUGGCUUUGGCAAAGAUCCAACUACCGAAUAUAUGGAGAUACAUGGAAAUAUUCCCAGUCUAAUACACAAGGGUAAAUAUCUGGCAAAUGGACAGAUUUUGCUACUUCGUCUAAAUGCCACAGGUGAAUCUACAUCGGAUUUUCAAAAUUUUCAUUUUGUUUUAAAACUAAAAGUUCAAAUGGAAUAUCGCAAUAAUAAGCGUUAUUUAAAAAUUUAUGAACUAGUUCCCAGAGUUAGUUUGGAUCGUUGGAUAAUUUGGCUUGAAGAUUUCUUUCCCGAGAACUCGGACUUAACCACAGCUGUUAACAAAGUUAUCAAUUCAAAUUGGGUUGAGUUUUGGAAUGAAGUAGAACCGGCCAUAUUAAAUGUAUUUACUGAUGUUUUCACUCAUUUGGUGGGAGAUAUUUUUCAAAAAACACCUUACGAUGAUUUAUUCCUCGCCGACGACGACGACUCGGAGGAACACACAGAGAUUCCUAUAAAAAGCUAGUUAUUUUUCAAUUAAAUACCUAAAAGUUCUUAUGUUACUUGGGAACAGGUUUAUAGUCGUGUAGUUUCUUAGGAAAGUGUAAAUAAAAUAUAUUUCAAUAUACUUGGAUUGGAUGAAAAUCAA